AUGGCAACCAAUUCUUCUUCAAGUCCCGAGGACGCCUUUCAGCUAUUCGACUUGCGGGUCGAGGUCGUCUGCCCACCAGGCAAGAGGAUCAUGUGUGGUGCCAAAGAAGGGGAUUACUUCACGCUGAAGGGUGAGAUGUUGUAUCUGCCACCAGACCAAGGCAUCAGCAUAUACAGCUUAUGUACGCGAACACCGACCCAUUCCUACUCCAGAGUCGCAAUUGCUGAUUCUCGAAAACAGCAUCGGUGCUACCCCUACUCGCUGCAAAGCAACGAGUAA
Molecule: messenger RNA, 279 nt
Organism: Colletotrichum scovillei
Lineage: Eukaryota; Fungi; Ascomycota; Sordariomycetes; Glomerellales; Glomerellaceae
Exons: 1
Coding region: 1-279 (92 amino acids)
Source: RefSeq, a predicted model, not a curated record